CACUCCCCCGUGACUCCUAGGCUCCCCCCCAGUCCCCGUCUUCUCGCAGACUAGACAGACACCCGCCUGCCUGGUCAUACUACUAAUCACUCCGUGGCUGGGUGAUUCUAUUGGUCCUCCUUCACCUUCGUUGGGUUUUCGUUCAGAGCGGUAUCAGAUAUGGGUGACACUACUGCCACUGCGGAGGGCAGGUUCCGCAACAUCAGGGUAUACUGGUUGGCCUUCAUUGUGUACUGGGGUAUCCUCUUGUUCGGUUAUGAUACCGGCAUCGGCGGCGGUGUAGUCAGCGCGCCCUACUUCCUCGAGUCCUUCGGGCUCAUCGAGAACGGCGUCAAAGACGUCAAGAAAUCCGACGAAGUCUCCGGCAACGUCGUCGCCGUCCUCCAGGCAGGCGCCUUCUUCGGUGCACUCAGCAGUGCCCCCGUCUCCUCACGCUUGGGACGACGGAAUACCUUGUUCGCUUUUACCGUGAUCUUCACCAUUGGUGCUAUCCUCACCACCGUCGCUGCUGGACCGCCACAUGGUCUUCCCCUGAUCUACGCCGGACGAGUCCUCGGAGGCUACGGAAUCGGUGCUAUCUCAGCUGUAUCCCCAGCAUACGUCUCCGAAUGUGCUCCUAAAGAAGUUCGUGGCCGUAUCACCGGUCUCUUCCAAAUCAUGGUGUCGAUUGGUGUUAUGAUUUCGUAUUUCGUCAAUUUCGCCAUUGGUUUACACGUCCCCACCGGAGUCAACGUUUGGCGUAUUCCAUUCGGUGUGCAGCUGAUCCCCGCGGGUAUCAUGGUAUUGGGUCUCCUGACCGUCAAAGAAUCCCCUCGAUGGCUCGCCUCAGUCGGCAAAGACGAACAAGCACUGAAGAAUCUGGCCUACCUCCGCCGCGCACCCAUCGACUCUCCCGCCAUUCUCGAAGAAUUUGCAGAAAUUCAAGCUGCUAUCCAGGAAGAAAGGGAAGCGAGGGCUGGUCUUGGGUUGAAGGAGGCGUUUUUGGGCAAAGGGAAUUUCAUCCGAUUUGUUAUUGCUUUUGUGAUUUUCCUGUUGCAGCAGUGGGCUGGACAGAACUCGAUCAAUUACUACGCUCCGCAGAUCUUCGCAUCCAUCGGCUUUGUAGCGCGCAAGAACUCGCUCCUCGCCAGCGGCGUCUACGGUAUCAUCAAAGUCGUCGCCACCGCCAUCUUCAUCUUCUUCGGCGUCGAGACCAUCGGUCGUAAACUCUCUCUCCUAAUCUCCGCUCUGGGCAUGGGAUCCCUGUUCUUCAUUAUCGGCGCGAUUCUCAAGACGCACCCGCCGCCAUCGACGAAUCCGAAUGUUGCCCCUCCCGAGCCGUCGGCUGCUGCCAAGGGCAUGGCGGCGAUGUUGUAUAUUUAUGUGUGUUUUUAUAGUAUUGGGUGGGGACCCCUCCCGUGGGUGUAUGUCUCUGAUAUCUUCCCGACGAGGACGAGGCACUAUGGGUUGGCCACUGCCAGUGCUUCUCAAUGGCUUUGGAACUUUGUUAUCUCCAAGGUCACUCCACAGCUUUUGACGGCCCUGGGAUUCAAGAUCUUCAUGAUGUUCGGCGCUAUCAACGUUGGUGCUAUGGGUCUCUUCUCUGCCCUCAUCCCCGAAACCAAAGGCAAGAGUUUGGAAGAGAUGGACAUCAUCUUCGGCUCCAUCUCCGCUGAAGAGCGUAACGAGAAUAUCAGGAAGGUGCAGAGGGAGCGUGGGGAGCAUGUACAUGAAGAGGGCUCUGAAAAGACUGAGAGUGUUACACGGAAGGAGGUUGCUUGAAUAGAAGCAGCUUGGACGCGUUUGGAGGAGGACGUUUAGUUGGGAAAGGACGGUCGGUCAGGAGAGACGUUCGGUUGGGAGUGGAUGGUCGGUUGGGUAGAGCACGUUCGGUUGGGAGAGGCCGACGGAAAACCGCUUCAGGUGAUGAUUUUUGGAAUGAGCGUAAUGCCCUUGACGACGUCGCUUUUACGUGGCGAGUGUGUUUUGCUUUUUUGUUUUGCGUGUAUUUUAAUGAUUUGCUUUGGAAUUUGACUUUCAUGAC
Messenger RNA from Coprinopsis cinerea okayama7#130, 2023 nucleotides. RefSeq names its product sugar transporter. Gene Ontology annotation, molecular function: carbohydrate:proton symporter activity. Gene Ontology annotation, biological process: transmembrane transport; carbohydrate transport. NCBI's taxonomy places the organism in Eukaryota, Fungi, Basidiomycota, Agaricomycetes, Agaricales, Psathyrellaceae. The record is from RefSeq and is a predicted model, not a curated record. The coding region runs from base 160 to 1761 and encodes 533 amino acids. Gene Ontology annotation, cellular component: membrane. The transcript has 14 exons.